CUUUGCUGCUUCUUCACGGCGGGAUGGAGGGCGGAUGCGCUUAAUUACUAUCUCUGUUUUUCUCGUUUUUGGAACCAGAGGAGGUUUUUUCGAUGUGCGCACUAGGUGUUGACGUUAAUUGUUUUCCAGCUCAGCUACAGCUCUCUGUUGGCAGUAUUUGUUAACCCUGUUCGAUGGAUGAUGUGAAAUUAGCUAAUCAUACAUCUUCUUCACAUUCCUCAUUAAUCUCUCAAGAGGAUAGUCAUUCUCUUGAUGAAAAUCCAAACCACCUAGUUAACAAUGGAAUUGUUGGUCCCAGCCAAGUUCUCCCAAAUUCUGUUGCUAAUGGGAAGUUGGAAGGUAAAAUUGAAUGCUCUCCAAGUCCAAUUGAUGGAACUGUGAUAUCUGAGAGUCCACAUCAAAUAUCUGAAAAUUCUGUAAUGUCAGCCAUAGAAGGUGGUCCUAGCCCGAGAGAUGCAAAUAUGAGACAAGAUGAGGGUAUUGCAUCCAAUAAUUCAGGUUUGAGUUCAACAGUUCCAGAUGAUAGACUAGAGGAACAAAAUCCAACUACCUUGAUGGAAGACCCCAGAACUCAGUCAGUUGAAGAUAUGUCUGAGAAACGUUCUCAAGAACAAUCUACUGUCCAUAGUGGUUCUGCUAAUGAUGUCAUUAUGCCAUCUGUUAUUUCUUCGGUUGAGGUUCUGCCUGAGAAAUGUCCUCAAGAACAAUCUACUGUCCAUAGUGAUUCUUCUAAUGAUGUCACUCUGCCAUCUGUUAUUUCUUCAGUUGAGGAUAUGCCUGAGAAACUUCCUCGGGAACAAUCCCCAAUCCAUAGUGAAUUUGCUGCUAUCAACGAGGUCACUCCAUCUGCUGUCUCUUCAGUUGAGGAUAUGCCCGAGAAACUUUCUCAGGAACAAUUUCCAGUCCAUAAUGACUCUGCUACAGUCAAUGAUGACAAUACGCCAUCUGUUCUAUCUUCUGAGGCAGUGGUUAUACAGAAUGAAGGUGCUGUACAAUUAGAUAGGCUCACAGAGGGGGAGAGAGUGUCGUGUGGAAAAUCGGAAUCUGUUGAUUCUCCCAUAGAUGGGAAACAAAGUGAUAUAAACAGAGGCCUUAUUGAUACAACUGCACCAUUUGAAUCAGUUAAAGAAGCCGUUUCAAAGUUCGGUGGGAUUGUUGACUGGAAAGCUCAUCGAAUCCAGACAGUUGAGAGACGUAAGCUUGUGGAGCAAGAACUUGAGAAAUUACAAGAGGAGAUUCCUGAAUACAGGAGACAGUCGGAAACUGCUGAAGAUGAGAAAAAGAAAGUUCUAAAAGAACUGGAUAGCACUAAGCGAUUGAUUGAAGAACUAAAGCUUAAUCUAGAGAGGGCACAAACAGAAGAGCGUCAGGCAAGGCAAGAUUCUGAGCUAGCGAAACUCAGGGUUGAAGAGAUGGAGCAAGGGAUUGCUGAAGAGGCUAGUGUAGCAGCCAAGGCGCAGCUUGAGGUUGCUAAAGCCAGGCAUGUAGCUGCAGUUUCAGAGCUUCAAUCUGUCAAAGAGGAGUUGGAAUUACUUUGUAAAGAGUUUGCUUCUUUAGUCAUAGACAGGAAUGCAGCAAUAGCUAAAGCUGAAGAUGCUGUUGCUGCAUCCAAGGAAGUUGAGAAAGCAGUAGAAGAUCUAACCAUUGAGCUUAUGGCUAACAAGGAGUCGUUAGAGUCUGCACAUGCUUCUCAUUUGGAGGCAGAGGAGCAAAGAAUAGGUGCAGCUAUGGCCAGAGAGCAAGAUUCUCUUAACUGGGAGAAAGAGUUGAAGCAGGCCGAAGACGAGCUUCAGAGUCUUAAUCUGAAAAUUAUGUCAGCAAAGGAUCUGAAAUCAAAACUCGACACUGCCUCAAAUUUGCUAAUAGACUUAAAAGCUGAAUUAGCAGCUUAUAUGGAAUCGAAACUGGAAGAGGAGCCUGAUAAUCAGGAUGGUAACACAAAAGGCGAGGGAGAGGAUCCGGAAAAGAAAACACACACAGAUAUACAAGCAGCUGUUGCUUCAGCAAAACAGGAACUUGAGGAAGUAAAACUCAAUAUCGAGAAAGCAAGUUCGGAAAUAAACAUCCUGAAGGUGGCCGCAACAUCAUUGAAAACAGAGCUUGAAAGAGAGAAGUCUGCUCUAGCUACCUUGAAGCAAAGAGAAGGAAUGGCAUCUAUAGCAGUUGCAUCUCUUGAGGCUGAAGUGGAAAGAACUAGGUCAGAAAUAGCCUUAGUUCAAAUGAAGGAAAAAGAGGCCAGGGAAAUGAUGGUGGAGUUUCCUAAACAAUUACAGCAAGCUGCACAAGAAGCUGACCAGGCCAAAUCAGCGGCUCAGGUCGCUCAAGAGGAGCUACGCAAAACAAAAGAGGAAGCAGAGCAAGCAAAAGCUGGAGCAAGUACCAUGGAGAGUAGAUUGCUUGCUGCUCAGAAAGAGAUUGAAGCUGCAAAGGCUUCAGAAAGAUUGGCCUUGGCAGCAAUCAAGGCAUUACAAGAGAGCGAAUCAGCACGAGAUACCAAUAACGCAGACUCUCCAGCAGGAGUUACACUCUCACUCGAGGAAUACUAUGAGCUUAGCAAGUGUGCCCAUGAGGCAGAAGAACAAGCCAACGUCAGAGUGGCAGCUGCACUGUCUCAAAUUGAGGUAGCCAAGGAAUCCGAGUCAAAAAGUGUUGAAAAACUGGAAGAAGUAACCCAAGAGAUGGCUACCAGAAAGGAAGCACUAAAAACAGCCAUGGAGAGGGCUGAGAAAGCCAAGGAAGGAAAGUUGGGGGUGGAACAAGAGUUACGAAAAUGGAGAGCUGAGCAUGAACAACGAAGGAAGGCUGGUGACACUAGCGUUGGAUUAAUGAACCCGAUUGCCAGUCCAAGGGCGAGUUUCGAGGGAAAGAACGAACCGUCUAAUUUAGUCAGCGUAUCUGAUGCCACAGUUACUGAUCCCUCAAUUUCAACUAGCCCAAAGGGAAAUAUGCAAAGAAGUUUUACUACAUUGGAUUCGUUCUCGGAAGCAAAGGCACCAAAGAAAAAGAAGAGGUCGUUUUUUCCUCGAAUUCUCAUGUUUCUGGCAAGAAAAAAGACUCAAUCAAACAAGACAUCGCAAUGAAAUGGAUUGGUUUUGGGAGUACAGAUAUCAUAAUUACACUGUCGAUAGUUUUCAGCUCUGUUUUCAAGUUGGUUUUGUUGAUGGAGAUUAUAUUCAAAUGGGUGAGUUUGGAAGAAAUACGUGAUUGUACAUGAUGGUGAUGGUGAUGGUUAUUUUUAUUUAUAAUUUUUAAAAUUUUUAAACAUAUUUGUAUGAUGAAGAAAAAAGGGUGUUCGUGCGUGCUAUUAAAAAGAAAUGUUGCCGUACACUGCCGAUGGGAUUGAAAAAGAUGUAAUAAGUUUGUACGUUUUGAUUUUUGAAUGAUGAGGCUGUUCUCCUAACGUUCUCUCUCGUGUAUCAAUGAAUGUAUAGGCUUUUUAAAAAAGCUACGAGUUACUCC
Messenger RNA from Cucumis sativus (cucumber), 3459 nucleotides. RefSeq names its product protein WEAK CHLOROPLAST MOVEMENT UNDER BLUE LIGHT 1. The coding region runs from base 174 to 3080 and encodes 968 amino acids. Lineage: Eukaryota; Viridiplantae; Streptophyta; Magnoliopsida; Cucurbitales; Cucurbitaceae. The transcript is spliced from 4 exons. The record is from RefSeq and is a predicted model, not a curated record.